Messenger RNA from Corvus hawaiiensis (hawaiian crow), 2386 nucleotides. RefSeq names its product small integral membrane protein 44 (gene SMIM44). NCBI's taxonomy places the organism in Eukaryota, Metazoa, Chordata, Aves, Passeriformes, Corvidae. The transcript has 2 exons. Bases 1767 to 2219 code for a protein of 150 amino acids. The record is from RefSeq and is a predicted model, not a curated record.
AUCAUAGAACCAUUGAGGUUGGGAAGGACCUUUAAAAUCGAGUCCAGCCACAUUGGGAGGAGCAAGGAGUGGCAUCCCUGAUGGUAUGAGGUGAAACCCCCAGCCCUGGGGAGGAAGAUGAACUGUCUGAGGUGCCCUGGUAGGUCCCACUGCCCUGCAGGGCCUGGCAUCCUGAUGGGCAUACCUGGCUUUUCCCCUUGUCCGAGGCCUCCCUGUGAGUCAGUCCCAGGCUCAAUCCUCUUAGUCCCUGAGGCCAGCUCAGCAUCCCCAGGGCUCUGGUGCUCAGGGACACACCUGAGGGAGGGGCAGCCCUGGCCAUGGCCCAGUCUGACCCAGUUCAGGACCCCAUGGAAAGGGCUUUUAGUCAAGAUGUGACCAGUUUUGGUCACUUGUACACACUGGGAGUCAGUGACGUGUGCCUGAGCACUGUGGGUAGGGUCACCUGUGUGUGAUGUGGAGGGUGAGGGGCUCCAGACUGCAGUUCCCCAGCACUGGGGACAAACACCUGAUGUUUUCACACUGUUUGGAGUCAGCAGCUGGUAUGGGUUGCUUGUCCCCCUUCCCUCACCCUGUGUAAGCCCCUGGGUGAUGGGCAGGACCCACUGGCACUUUUGGGGUGUUCCUGUGUCCGUAUCCAUCCCCAUGGGUGAUUUCCCCCGGGCUAUGUUAUCACUUCCACUGUUCCCUUCUUGGCACAUGGGCUCCAGCACCCUGGAGUUUGCCAGGGCGUCUGUCCCCACUUAUCACCCCAGCUGCCCCCACCCUUGUUCUCCAACCUUUCCACGGGUGACUCACCCAGACCAUACAGGGUUGUUUCUCAGUCAUUCUGUGCCAGCAUUUCUCUCUGCUCCCCCCAACACCUUUUAAGACAAAAUUGGAACAAAGUGCAUUUCUGAGGCUGGGAUCUGGGCAGGGGUGACCUGGUGCCGCAGAGCUGGGAGGUGCUGGAAGGGAGCAGGGCUGAGCCUUGAGCCUUGACUUGGCACUGAACCCCACCAGCACCUUCACCUCUCCCAGUCUAGCCUGUGCUGGGGAGGGUUUGGGGUUUAUCCAAAGCUGCUGCUGGUCUGGGCUAAACCCUGCACCCUCUUGGUGUGGGAGGAAUUGCUUUUGGGGGAAGCAUGGGGGAGGUGAUCCUGGGCGCUGGGGUGACACGGAUGGCAGCCAUCGUGAAGCUCUGGGAAGGCGACAGCCUCUUGUCAUGGGCUGCUCCACUGUACAGCAAAGGGGGCCCCGUGGGAGCCCCCCAGCCGAGCCUGCAUCCCUAUCCCCUCUGCCCAUCGCCUCCGGCUCCAAGGGUGCUGUGUCCUCUGGGAUCUCAACCAUCUGCUCCAGGGAUCUGGGGUCUGCUGAGGGAUUUAACCCAGCCCAGGGGAGGGAGGAGAGACCUUGAGCAUCCCUCCCCAUCCCUGUCCUUGGGGGUUCUCCAGCUGCAGGUGACUCCCCACUCCCAGGGAGGCAGAGGUACCAGUGGUGCUGCCAGAGGGGCAGGAUCUGGGGACCCUGACCCACAUCAGAGCCCACUGGUCACCCCCCAUGCUGAGGCAGCCGGGCUGUGCCUGGAUUAGCAGGCGCUAAGCUCCUUCUCAGUAACACAGCUCUGUCACUGGGUGAGUGGCACUGCCACCAGCCAUGGGGACACCACUGUCCCUGUGAGCUGCCAGCACCGAGGAGCCUCGUGGACCCUGAUGCCACUUCCUCCCCUGCAGUCCCCUGCGUGGCAGAGGCUUCAGUGGCUCGGGGUGGGGGUGCACGGAUAGCUGGCCAUGGCCCUGGCAGGGGGUGUCCCCCUCCCUGGCACCGGGGGGGCAUGGGGGCCACGGCACUUGCUGCAGUCACCCCCCGAGGAGGACGGGGUGCUGUAUGUGGACUACAAGCCCCCUGCCCUGGACAGCAUCCGCCUGCCCCGCUACGUCCUGUACCUGAUGAUGGCGGCAGCGCUGGUGCUGGUGGUGGCAUAUGCCAUUGUGGGGCACCUCAUCAAGGACCUGGUGCAUGACUUCGCCGACUGGGCAUUCGGGCCCAAGCCGGAAGAGAAGGCAGGGAUGGCCGAGGGCACCGUGCCAGAGGCAGAGUGGCUGGAGAAGGACGAGGUGCUGGUGGAGCAGAAGGCGGAGGACGAAGGCACCGGCAUCCUCUCCGGCUCGGACAUCCCGCUGGGGCUGCUCGUGCCACGCAGCUCCGUCUCCUUUGCCGACUCCCCCAAGAGGUUCUUCUAGGGCCAGGGGACACCCCUGCAGCCUUGCUUGACCAUUGGGUCACAGUGUGGCCCUGGCCGUAGGCACUGCCCAGCACUGGCACACAGCCUUCCCCUCCCUGCCCAGCCCUAGUGCUCCUCUUGGGGCUUCUCUUGAGCUGUCACCCCAAUAAAGCCACCUGCACCUUG